Molecule: messenger RNA, 2401 nt
Organism: Engraulis encrasicolus (European anchovy)
Lineage: Eukaryota; Metazoa; Chordata; Actinopteri; Clupeiformes; Engraulidae
Gene: rab21
Product: RAB21, member RAS oncogene family
Exons: 7
Coding region: 355-1020 (221 amino acids)
Biological process (GO): vesicle-mediated transport; Rab protein signal transduction
Cellular component (GO): endosome; Golgi apparatus
Molecular function (GO): GTPase activity; GTP binding
Source: RefSeq, a predicted model, not a curated record
CCCCCUCUGUGACUGUCACCUCUCAGCUGCACUUCACACGAGUGACUCUCCUUGCCUGUGCUCAUCAUAUGAUCCGCGGCCCGUGACGUAGUUCUAGAGGAAGAAGACGCCAUUACUUUAGGCAGGGUGCAAAGCAAAAGGCUAGGCUACUGAGAGAGGGUGGAGGAAGCCAGUCAAGUCCAGUGUGAAAAUACCGUCGUUCAUUUUUUUCCACUUCCAACGUCGGGGAGCUGUGCCCCCAUUUCCCCCCGUUACCCACAUCCCCGGACCUGACUCGGAUGUGACUGGAGUAAGGCUCUUGUAUUGGGCUCGUUUUAGCACAUAGGCUACCCGAGGAGGAAGGAUUUCUUCACCAUGGCGUCGGGCGGAGCAGGAGGCAGUAAUAAAACGUACUCUUUCAAGGUGGUUUUGUUAGGAGAAGGCUGUGUUGGGAAAACUUCCCUUGUACUGCGAUAUUGUGAAAAUAAAUUCAACGACAAACACAUCACCACCCUCCAGGCGUCUUUCCUCACAAAGAAGCUCAACAUCACAGGGAAAAGAGUUAAUCUGGCAAUCUGGGACACAGCGGGUCAAGAGCGGUUCCAUGCACUGGGCCCCAUUUACUACAGAGACUCCAAUGGAGCCAUAUUAGUAUACGACAUCACAGACGAGGACUCGUUUCAGAAGGUGAAGAACUGGGUAAAGGAGCUGAGGAAAAUGUUGGGGAACGAAAUUUGUUUAUGUAUAGUCGGUAACAAAACAGACUUGGAAAAAGAAAGGCACGUGUCCUUGGAAGAAGCAGAGGCGUAUGCAGAGUCAGUUGGAGCCAAACACUACCACACGUCGGCCAAGUUAAAUAAAGGCAUCGAAGAACUCUUUCUCGACCUUUGUAAAAGAAUGAUGGAGACAGCCCAGGCAGAGGAGCGGGCGAAGGGGAACGGCGGUGCAAGCACGGCGGCGAGCGGCCGGAGAGGCGUGCAGAUCGUAGACGACGAGCCCCAGAUUCAUGCCUCCAAUGCGGGGUGUUGCGGAUCCGGUUAACCUCCCCCACCCGUGCCAUCUCGCCCCCACCCCGUCCCCCCCACCCACACUGGCCGUGUCCCCAUUCCUCGAAUUGUCUCAAGACAACCCAGCCGCAAAUCCCCCUCCAACAUCCCUUAACGCCACCUCUUAAUACCCACUUCCGUCGUCUGCCCCCGGUUCCCCCAAAAACCCAGCCCCAGGACUGAUGUUUGAUUUUCCCCCCCACCCCCCUUUACCAUUAAGACUGCAGAUGACUGUGGAGCCUUGGCCUCGCACAACGGCACCCAAGAGAAACACACGCUCAUACACACAACUGGAGAGAACACCCAAGCUUUGUACAAAACACACACACACACACACACACACACACACACACACACACACACACACACACACACACACACACACACACACACACACAUUCACACUCAUUAGAGACUCUUACACUGCAGGAUGUAUACAUCUGAAAACUGCCCCCUGUUACGUAGCUCCACGUGCCCACAGCCAAGGACGCAGAGAUGGUAAGAGUUAAGUUGAAACGGAGGGAGGAAAGAGAAGACAUGAGGGAUAUGGAAUGUAUGCCAGUUUGAGGACAGAGCAGGCAGACUACAGGUGUGUUGGAAUAACAGAUAUGUUUGACAUACCCUCACACACACAUACACUCGCACAGGUUCAUACGCACAUAUACAUACUGUAUAUCCAUAUCCAAUACAUGUGUACAUCAUUGCAAAAAGAAAACACCAUUCAGUAUGGUUUGUAUGAGGCUUUCUACCCUUUACAGUGCUUGACAUCAUGCAUGUUGGAUUGAUUUUUUUGUGUACAAUGCUUCAUUGGUUUUACUUUUUAAAAACUACCAACUGCAACAAUGAAAAAAAGAAAUGACCUUUAUUAUUUAAUAACUUAUGUACCGAUUCUUCAUGUCUGAGAAAAAAAAAUGUACUUGUGGUCUUCAGUGAGCUCUUAUGAAUCUUGAUUCUUCUUCUUCGGUCUUUGCUCUGUUCUUUUCUUUUUCUUCUCUUUUCUUUUGAUUUCUUUCCUUCUUUUUUUGGGUGGACUAUGGCUUCUUGUGGGUGACUGCACUGAACCAUCAAUGCUUUUUUUCUGUCAUACUGAAAUCCCCUCGUUUGCCAGAAUGUGUAUGUAAAAUUUACCACAACAAAAACCAAGACGAGAAAAAAAAGACUUGUACAAUACAUAUUGAAUAUUUUAUCUGCUUUUACAAGCUUUGGGAAGAAGACUACGCAGGUGUAGAAAAAAAUGUACAUUAGUCUUGUUUAUGAUUGUAAAAUGGAAAAAAAUAACAGUUGUGGGUGAAAGCACAUUUUUGGAAUUGUAAUUUUUUUAACUGCUUGUGUCAAGUGUUUUUUUUGUAAUAGAACAAUUAUAACAAUUUACAAUG